AAGGAAAAAUAGAGAAUUUAAUGGCUGUUGCUUACCAAAAAAAGCCCAAAAAUCGCAUCACAAGCUGCAGCUCACGGAAAGGGGAGGGGGAGAAACCGAGCAGAUCUGGAAUUUCUCUGCAAGGGGAAGAAUUAUGGGUUCAAUUUCAGUCCUAGAACAAGAAAAGAAGGAGAAAUAUCCAAGCUUUCUACCAGUUUUUCAAGGGAGGACUGAAAUUGAACCCAUAAUUCUUCCCCUUGCAGAGAAAUUCCAGAUCUGCUCGGUUUCUCCCCCUCCCCUUUCAAUCCCGAAUUACUCCCCAAAUUGCCACCGGCCUUCCCUUAGCUUGCAACUCUGGUUUGCUUGCUGGAAUUUUGAACGUUUGGAUGUGAUUUCUGUUUUCCCAAACAAGCCGAGGAAACUGCACACAACUCAUUCAUGGGAAUUUUUGAGAUUGAAAAGAGACGGGAUUAUUCCUUCGGAAGCAAUCUGGAAGAAGGCAAGGUUUGGGAAAGACACCAUCAUUGGCAACCUUGAUACCGGUGUUUGGCCGGAAUCGAGGAGCUUUUCGGAUGAAGGUUAUGGGCCCGUUCCAUCAAGGUGGCGUGGAGUCUGUCAAAGUGGAAAUGGAGAUAAAUUCCAUUGCAGCAGGAAGUUGAUAGGAGCAAGGUACUUUAACAAAGGUUUAGCUGCAUCAGUUGGUGACCAACUAAACUCCUCGUUAACAACCUCAUUAUCAACUGUGAGGGACCUUCAUGGCCAUGGAUCACACACCCUAUCAACUGCUGCGGGCAAUUUUGUUCCAGGAGCUAAUGUUUUUGGCCAUGGUAACGGGACAGCAAGUGGGAGAUCGCCUGCAGCCCGUGUUGCAGCUUAUAUAGUAUGCUGGCCCGAAGUUGGAGACAGUGCAUGCAUGGACGCAGACAUCCUUGCUGCCUUUGAUGCUGCAAUUAGUGAUGGUGUUGAUGUGCUCUCACUGUCAAUCGGUGGGGCGCCAGCUGAGUAUUUCGAGGAUGGAAUUGCAAUUGGGUCCUUCCAUGCUGUCAAGAAUGGCAUUACUGUGGUUGCUUCUGCUGGCAAUUCUGGGCCAACACCAGGGACUGUGUCCAAUGUGGCACCCUGGAUAUUUACAAUUGGGGCUAGCACAGUUGACAGAGCGUUCACAAGUUAUAUCACGCUUGGGAACAAGAAGAAGAUCAAGGGAAUGAGUCUUUCUGCAACAACUCUACCGCGUAGGAAAUACUAUCCACUGAUCACUGGUGCAAGCGCUAAAUUAGAUGACGUCUCAGAAGUAGAUGCCAACCUGUGUGAGCUAGAUUCACUCGAUCCUAGAAAGGCUAAGGGGAAGAUUGUGGUGUGUCUUCAAGGGGGAGGUGGAACAACAGAGAAAGGGGUAGCGGCCUUACGAGCCGGAGCUGUUGGCAUGAUUCUAACAAAUGACGAGCAAAGUGGGAAUGAAGCUUUUCCAUUUGCUCACGUGCUCCCGGCUGCUGAUGUCAAUUUCAUUGAUGGUCAAACUAUCUAUGCCUACAUCAACGCUACUGGGAAACCUACAGCAAACAUCACUCCUGUAAAGACUGUAUUGGGUAUAAAACCGGCUCCAUCCAUGGCUGCAUUCUCCUCCAGGGGACCUAGUUUCAUAGAUCCAGAAAUUCUCAAGCCUGAUAUCAGUGCACCUGGGGUGGGCAUCAUUGCAGCUUUCAGUUUAGCAAGUUCACCAACUGGAUCAAAGUUUGAUAAACGCCGGGUUCCAUUCAACUUACUAUUCGGUACUUCCAUGGCUUGCCCUCAUGUCUCCGGUGUUGUUGGACUUCUCAAGACACUCUACCCUCUUUGGAGUCCUGCAGCUAUUAAAUCUGCAAUAAUGACUACGGCAAGAACACUCGAUAAUGAAGAGCCGCCGAUGAAAGAUUCUUCAACCAACGAUACAGCAACUCCAUUUGCGUAUGGGGCAGGAGAGGUGACACCAAACCAAGCAAUGGAUCCUGGCCUCGUUUAUGACUUGACGAUUGAUGAUUACUUGAACUACCUCUGCGGUCGGGGAUACAACACAAGCUUGCUCAAAAGGUUCGCAACCAAGCCAUUUGCAUGUCCCAAGUCAUACAGCUUAUCAGACUUCAACUACCCUUCAAUUUCACUUUCUGAAUUGAGCGGUGAGGUGACUGUCACUCGAAGGGCAAAGAAUGUUGGACAUCCAGGAACAUACUUUGCACGUAUCAAGUCACCUCCUGGAGUCUCGGUAUCGGUUAAACCGGAGACAUUGACAUUCAAAAAAAUGGGUGAAGAGAAGAAAUUCGUAGUCACAUUCCACCCUAUGAGUAAAGUAGAGUCUAGAGAUUUUGUGUUUGGACAGUUGGUUUGGUCUGACUCCGACGGGAAACAUAAAGUUAUGAGUCCUAUAGUUAUAAGGCGCAAGUAGAGGUAAGACAUAUUGAUGGGGGCUCGAAACUUUCAUGAUCUAUGUAAGGAUUUGAACUUUUAAUUUUCUUAAUAAAAGUGUUAGACUUGC
Molecule: messenger RNA, 2488 nt
Organism: Rubroshorea leprosula
Lineage: Eukaryota; Viridiplantae; Streptophyta; Magnoliopsida; Malvales; Dipterocarpaceae
Source: the annotation of a GenBank genome assembly